Messenger RNA from Zingiber officinale, 1568 nucleotides. RefSeq lists its product as uncharacterized. NCBI's taxonomy places the organism in Eukaryota, Viridiplantae, Streptophyta, Magnoliopsida, Zingiberales, Zingiberaceae. The coding region runs from base 46 to 1248 and encodes 400 amino acids. The transcript is spliced from 3 exons. The record is from RefSeq and is a predicted model, not a curated record.
AUCUUGAAACGAACUCGGGACACGACAAGAGUAACGAGCAAGCCGAUGUCGUGGCUCGCGAGGUCUCUCGCCAACGCGCUGAUCCCCGACCGCCACGCCGACGAAGUCGAUCCCGCGGAGAGGGCGGACCCCGGCGGCAGCAGAGACGGCAGCGGAGAAGACGACUCUGGCGGCGGCGGCGUCAAGGAAGAUUUCUUCGAGCUCACCCAAACCCUGUCACGGCAGUUCCGCGGCGUCGCUGCGUUUCUCGCUCCUCCUCCCACCUCCUCCUCUGAUGCUACCCCGUCUGGACGCGAUGUGCCCGAAGAGUUCUCCGAUUUCCCCUCUAUCGCAGGACUUCAGAGUGACCUCGCUGAGAUCGGAGGGAGAUUCAGGUCCGGCAUCUCCAGGCUCUCCGGAUCCAAGGCGGUCACGGAGAUCUCGAAGAUCGCGUCCACGUUCAUUCCUUUCGGGCCCGGGGACGAAGAGGAUGAAGGAUUGGAAGGGAAGUACGGGACGGAAGCCGUGGGCGUCACCGAGGAGGUCAUGGCCUUCGUCAGGAACAUCUCCAUGCAUCCGGAGACGUGGUUGGAUUUCCCAUUGUUGCCUGAUGAUGAAGAAUCUGACGAUUUUGACAUGUCUGAUGCUCAGCAAGAACAUGCCUUGACAGUAGAGCGCCUUGCACCGAGAUUAGCCGCUUUGAGGCUUGAACUUUGCCCAAGUCAUAUGAGUGAAGGAUGCUUUUGGAAAAUCUAUUUUGUGCUUUUGCACCCAAGGCUCGAUAAGCAUGAUUCUGAACAUCUCUCGACACCUCAGAUCGUCGAAGCCAGAGCCUUGUUAUUACAACAGUUGCAGCUUCCAGCAAAAACAGAGAAGCCUGAAGUAGAUGUCUCCUACAGGAAAAUGGACGACAGUCCACUUCAAUCUAAGGAGCAGAUUACAGAACAAAAGGAUCUUUAUGAAAUCUCACCUUCCGAAACAAAGGAGGUAGUAACCGCUGUUCUCACAAUCGAUGUUAUGACUGAAAAACUCCCAGUGCAAACAGAUGAAGUAGAAAUCAUUGACAAAACUGUCAUUGAAGAAGAACCCCCUCAGCAGACACAAAAGAGUCACAGUGAUGCAUCACAGGUUUCCGUUGAGCAGUUCAGUGAGGAUGAGGAAGGGGACGAUUGGUUAAUAGAAGAAACAGAAGAAACGGGUGCCUCAAGAAGCACCAACAUCCCUUUGGUGAAUGAUGAGGAUGUCUCUUUCAGUGAUCUUGAGGAUUGAUGCUGGUGACCAAAAUGGAACACAAGCUUCCAAGAAAGUGACCUGCCCAGGAACAUUAAGUUCUGACAUUUCCCAUUAAUUUGUAAAUAUACAUUAACAGUCGAUAACAAUUUCAGUUAAAAAUUGGUUUUCUGAGGUCUCUUAUAUCCUUUUUGUUCAACCUUCUAUGCUUCUUGGUAUUAGCAGUUAGAUUGGCACAGCCUCAUAUCAUCCAUCAAAUCCAUAGUUACUGUAAUAGGUCAUCUCUUACUCUUAAUCUGAGUUUAGACAACAAUGUUAUUUGUAACUGUAAGUUCAUAUUACUGAUUCUAUUCAUACUA